Messenger RNA from Desarmillaria tabescens, 1839 nucleotides. RefSeq names its product DEAD-domain-containing protein. Gene Ontology annotation, cellular component: nucleolus. Lineage: Eukaryota; Fungi; Basidiomycota; Agaricomycetes; Agaricales; Physalacriaceae. The record is from RefSeq and is a predicted model, not a curated record. Gene Ontology annotation, biological process: maturation of LSU-rRNA from tricistronic rRNA transcript (SSU-rRNA, 5.8S rRNA, LSU-rRNA). Gene Ontology annotation, molecular function: nucleic acid binding; ATP binding; RNA helicase activity. The transcript is spliced from 6 exons. The coding region runs from base 101 to 1747 and encodes 548 amino acids.
CAGCUUUUUUCAGUUUCUUCAUCAGCACCGUCGUCGACGAAAGACCUAUUGAACACUCAUCAUCUCUAAUCACUGUUCAUUUACCCGGCGACUUAUUAAAAUGGAUGCUGAGGCCUCCACCUCUGCUGCGGCGGACAAUGCUACGCCCAGGAAGCCUUUUUCCACCCUUGAACUAUCUCAACAGACAUUGAAAGCUCUCGAGGAUAUGGGAUUCUCUACCAUGACACCCGUACAAGAAAAAUCGAUACCCCUACUCCUCGCCGGUAAAGAUCUCUUAGGCGCUGCUCGCACCGGGUCUGGCAAAACGCUCGCGUUCCUUAUACCCGCUGUCGAACUUUUACACAGACUAAAAUUCAAGCCUCAGAACGGCACUGGAAUCAUCAUCAUUUCUCCGACACGAGAGCUAGCUUUACAAAUAUUCGGCGUUGCAAAAGAUCUCAUGGCUCAUCAUUCGCAGACGUUUGGUAUCAUCAUGGGAGGUGCUAAUCGAAGAGCGGAAGCGGACAAGCUGGUCAAGGGUGUAAACCUCCUGGUGGCUACUCCUGGACGGUUAUGGGAUCAUUUGGAGAGCACAAAAGGCUUCGUAUAUCGUAAUUUGAAGGCUUUAGUUAUCGAUGAAGCGGACAGGAUUCUUGAGGUAGGGUUCGAGGAGCAGAUGAAGAAAAUUAUAAAGCUUUUGCCUAAUGAAAAUCGACAAUCGAUGUUAUUCUCUGCUACUCAGACAACAAAGGUACAAGACCUGGCACGGAUAUCGCUUCGACCAGGUCCUGUGCAAGUAGACGUUGACAAGGAAGAGUCUACUAGCACUGUAUCGACACUUUCUCAAGGCUACGUUGUCUGCCCUUCAGACCGACGAUUCCUUCUACUCUUCACGUUUCUCAGCAAAUACCGAAAGAAAAAAGUCAUCGUUUUCUUUUCCAGCUGUGAUUCUGUCAAAUAUCACGCUGAACUACUCAACUACAUUGAUGUUCCGGUUCUGGAUCUCCACGGAAAACAAAAACAGCAGAAACGGACAAAUACAUUCUUUGAGUUCAUCAAUGCAGACUCGGGUAUCUUGUUGUCGACCAAUGUUGCUGCUCGAGGGUUGGACAUACCCCGUGUGGACUGGAUCGUUCAGUUCGAUCCUCCAGAUGAUCCUCGGGAAUAUAUCCACCGAGUGGGUCGUACAGCUCGAGCAGGAAAAGUUGGGAAAAGUCUGCUAUUCCUGCUUGAGAGCGAGCUAGGUUUCCUAAGGUAUCUGAAAGAGGCCAAGGUCCCUCUCAAUGAAUUCAGCUUCCCCGCCGAUCGCAUAAAGAAUGUGCAGAGUCAGCUCGAAAAAUUGUUGCAAAAGAAUUACUUCCUUCAUCAGUCUGCUAAAGAUGGCUUCCGGGCAUAUCUACAAGCAUAUGCUUCAUACUCGCUGAAGAAGAUUUUCGACGUCAAUGCGCUGGAUCUUGCAAAGGUUGGAAAGGCCUUUGGUUUCUCGGUUCCUCCUCGCGUCAAUGUGAAUAUCGGUGGCGGAAGCAGUACUUCGGCAGAAAAGCGGAAACGUCCGCGUCAUGACGAUGAGGAGGAAUUCGAGGAACUAGAGUUUGAUGAGGCGGCAUUGGACGAGGAUGAAGAUAAACAGCUGGAGGUACGGGAACGUCGGAAUCAGGGUAAAGGUCGGCGUAUAGAGACGUUGGGAAGAAAAAGAGUUGAAAAGGAAGUGUACAAGAAGGGGAGAGAGCGGCAGAAGAUGGCAGCUAGUGGACAGUGGAGUCGCUGAGAGUAGUUGUAACAUUUUUUUGCCGUAUAUCUUCUAUGCUAGUAACCUUUUGCAUCCGUCAUCAAAAGUCACGUGAAGACCACGUUGCGCCA